GGGCAGUGGCAUCCCGGGCGCGCGGCGGGGACCGGCAUCCCGGGGACCCAAGGCGCUGGCAUCCCGGGGCGCGGCGAGGACCUUAAGAUCGGUAACACAGGGACCGGGGCACCGGCAACCCGGGUACCCGGGGUACCAGCAUCCCGGGCACUGCAGGGGUCAGCACCCUGGGGUGCGUCGGGGACCCGGGGCACCGGCAUCCCGGGGUGAGAGGAUAGCCGGAGCAGCGGCGUGCAGGGAUGAGCGGGGAAGCGAGGCAUCGACAUCCCGGGGUAAGCGGGGAGCCGCCGUGCUAGCACCCACACCCCGGGAUGCUGCUGGGUGCCGGGGCGCAGGGACAUUCCUUCCCGUCCCUCUGCGGGCGGGUGUAGGGGAGUCCCUUGCCCAGAAGCCUGCCUCUCCCGGGGGCUGCAAUCCCCCUCCCCGGGGAACGGAGCACGGAGGUCCCUCUGGAGAGCUGUGCACGCUCAGCGUGAGACCUGGGAGUGGAGGCUGGCACAGCGCUGGGCUGUUGCUAAUCACCCUCUCCUGCAUCCGAGGCGAGCAGGGAGUCCCCCGUCAUCUCCAUCUCCAGCCCUGGGCAUUUUAGUGGCCUCUCAGCGUACAGCAGCAGCUCAUGCUCUGCCUGCAGGGAGCAGCCAGUAGUGGGAAUUCCCCUUCCAUUCUCCCCACUGCCUGCCUGGCAAACCCCCGGACCGCCCAAGGCAGGGCUUGGUCCUGAGCAUCUUCACGCCGAUGAGCAGAGAGACGCUCAGCAAUGGGGAUGGGGCUCUGCAGGGGCAAUUUUGGAUGACCAGAAAACAGAUGUCUCCCCAGUCCUGUCCCAGUGUAUGGGGACACCACCCUGCAGGAGCUGGGAGGUCACCCAGCCCCACUGGCCCCCUCAGGUACUCAGCAGGGGACCCCCAGUCCUACCCCAGUCCCAUGGAUAUCCUGUAUAGGAUCUCCUCAGUGGUUUGCAGCCACCACCCCUGCACACCUGGGACGUGCACAGUCACAAGCCCUGGGUGACAGGACAUUUAGGUCUAGGCUACAGGCAAAGGAUAAGGGAUUCUUCCUCCUCUACGCAUUUCUAAUGGCUCCUUUGAGACAAGCCACACGACUCCCUGCUGGGAAGCCUCGCUGAGCUGUGGAACCCGCUCCUGCUCUGCUGAUCAUGGUCAACAAGACCUUAAAUUACUGGGGUCCCAGUUUUGAGGAGGACGUUAUCAACAUCAACGUGGGGGGUCUGAGGAGGCGGCUCAGCUCCAGCGCCCUCUCCAAGUUCCCCGACACCCGCCUGGGACGGCUGCUCUCCUGCGACUCGGAAGAGUCCAUCCUGCAGCUCUGCGAUGACUACGACGUGAGUGCCAGGGAGUUCUACUUUGACCGAAACCCCGGAUUCUUCCUCUACGUCCUCCACUUCUACCAGACAGGGAAGCUGCAUGUCAUGGAGGAGCUGUGCGUCUUCUCCUUCUGCCAGGAGAUCGAGUACUGGGGCAUCAACGAAUUCUUCCUGGACUCCUGCUGCAGCUACCGCUACCACGAACGCAAGCUGGAGAGCCGGCACCACAACUGGGAUGAGGAGAGUGAGGUGAGCAGCGUGGACACAUCCCCUGAUGAGAUCUCUGACAUCAACCACGACCUGCUGCGCUACAGCACCCUGCGCUGCGGCAACGUGCGCAAGCGCCUCUGGCUCACCAUGGAGAACCCCGGCUACUCCAUCCCCAGCAAACUCUUCAGCUUUGUGUCCAUUAGCGUGGUGCUGGUGUCCAUAGCCACCAUGUGCAUCCACAGCAUGCCCGAGUACCAGGAGGUGGAUGAGAAUGGCAACGUGCUCGAUGAACCCAUCCUGCACAAGCUGGAGUAUUUCUGCAUCUCCUGGUUCACCUUCGAAGUAUCCUCCCGCCUCCUGCUCUCGCCCAACCCCAGGAAGUUCUUCACGCACCCACUGAACCUGAUUGACAUUGUCUCAGUGUUGCCCUUCUACUUCACCCUCCUGGUGGAUGUGACCAUGGGCAGUGACUCGGAGCUGGGCAACCUGGGCAAGGUCGUGCAGGUGUUUCGGCUCAUGAGGAUAUUCCGGGUGCUGAAGCUGGCUCGGCACUCCACUGGACUGAGGUCACUGGGGGCCACCUUGAAGCACAGCUACCGGGAGGUGGGGAUCCUGCUGCUCUACCUGGCCGUGGGGGUCUCUGUCUUCUCUGGAGUGGCCUACACUGCUGAGAAGGAGGAAGACGUUGGCUUCGACACCAUCCCAGCGUGCUGGUGGUGGGGCACGGUCAGCAUGACCACCGUGGGCUACGGUGACGUGGUGCCCGUCACCGUGGCGGGGAAGCUGGCGGCCUCGGGCUGCAUCCUGGGGGGCAUCCUGGUCGUGGCACUGCCCAUCACCAUCAUCUUCAACAAGUUCUCCCACUUCUACCGCAAGCAGAAGGCGCUGGAGGCGGCCGUGAGGAACAGCGGGAAGAAGGACCCCGCGGAGGUGGGGAGCAUCUCCAGCCAUGACCGAGACUCGGAGGCUCUGAGCGAGACCUCCCUGGACAGGGGCAGCCCCGACCGCCGUGGUCUGACCCCCGGCGCCCACCCCAGCCCCUGACCCCCGGCUCUGUGGCCCUGGGGCACGUAGGACCUGCCUGCUCAUGGGGAGCAUGGCACCGGGACACGGCGGAGGAGCCACGGCCGGCAUCACCCCUGCCCUGCAAAGGAUAGGAGGGGUUGGAGGAGAUGCUCAGUGGGCGCUGGCUGCUUCCAGACCCUGCGUCUGCCUGGAUGUGUCUCAGCCUUCACCCUGCUCACCCGUGGCUGCAGAGGGAGGUUGUGGUGCUGGGUAUACCCCUGCCAGAAAGGGAGGCAGAAAAUAAAAGUGACCCCUGAUCAGGCACUGCCCCAACUGUACGGAGGGGGAUUUUCCUCUGCCCUGAGGUUUUGUGUUGUCCAGGGUGUGGUUAAAUAGCUCAAGGGUGAGGCAGCCCUCAACCAGGCCGGCAGCCUUUACAGAUCCUGUGCCGGGUCGACAACUCCAGCCCCAGCCUUGUCCUACCCCCAGCUGGAAAAAGCCUCGAAAGGCUCAACUGCGCUUCCCCCAGCCAUAAGGAAAGGGGCCUGGGAAUGAGUCUGUACGGGAGGAGAGGUAGUGACCAGCUCAGGGUGAGCCCGAUGGUCCCCAGCCCCUGCAGUGGGAUUGACUGAACCUCACCUUCUUUCCAUUGCAGCCAGGAUUUAUCUGCUCUCCGGCACUGCCACUGCUGGGACCCCCAGGGAUCUGGGGCUGUGCUGGGAGGGUGGCACAGCUGGGAGCCCUGCCCGUGCAUGGGGGAGGGACACCAGCCGGGGAUGACCAGGCAGAAGGAACACUGUUCUCUGAGGCAGCAGCAGUCGGAGCGAAUCGAGCUGGGGGAACUGAGAAGCCAAUCCCAGUGGGGCUGGUCUUCCUCGCCACAGCCCCCAGCCUGGCUUAAUUCUGCCCCUUUUCCUCCCUGUCUUAGGGCCAGGCAAGGCAGGAGGGCUGUAAGGAGGGGUUCACAGUGCCCCAGGCAUCCCCACAGGGAGCUGAGCUAUGCAGGUGCCGCUGCACUCACCUUCCUUCUGCAGGGAGAGAGCUGGGACAGAGGGGACCUUGCACUGCUCCUUGUCACUGCAGCCCCUGAGCACCUCACAGCCGGGCAGGGAGGUCAGCCUGGAGCACCAAACCCCUUUCUGCCUGGCCCCCCAGCCCACCUGAGCACUUUUGAGGCUGCUCCCAGCACAGCAUUAAUUCUCUAGAGAGCUUUUCCUUGCCCUCCCACCCCCUGUUCUCUGUUUGGAAAUUGUGCAGCUCCAUUGCACACAGAGGAGUGCACCCAGCAAUGGCUGUUCUGAGCAGGAGAAAUGUGCAUCCUGCAAUCCCAAAUCACCUCAAACACAUGUUGAUGGCUGCAGGACGACCCCAGGUACCUGGAUCGUGGGGUUUGCUGCUGGUUGUCCUAGCUGGGUUUCAGCACAGCCGCCGGUGCCAGCUCUGCCUCUAUAGUGAUCUGCUGGUCACGGGCAAGGAAAGCCAAACCAACACCGGUGCAGGUCCAGCCUUUCCAAACCCAGUGGGACUCAGGAAGGGUCCCCAAGGAACAGUGGUGUGGGAUGGGAGGGUGCUCAUGCUUCUGGCAUCAUCAAGUCUUCCAGUACCGACGGUUCAUGGUCUGCUCUGCGCUUAUUCCUGCUGGGAGCUGGGACUGGAGAGCAGCACCCUCUGCUCCGACCAGCUCCUGCUGCACUCUUACUUGAAUACAGGAAGGAGUUUCCCCUUCUCAACAUAAAUAUUCCAGUAGCAAAAUGUAUUCAAAUGUGAACAGUAAAUGACAUCUGUUAAUGAAAAAGCAUUAUGCAAAUAAUUAGGAGCAUGUAAAUUAAUUUUCUAUCUAGCAUGGGAUGCAUACUGUAUAUUUUAUUAAAAACCUUGGUGAUCUGCUGUG
This is a messenger RNA of Corvus hawaiiensis (hawaiian crow), 4430 nucleotides long. RefSeq names its product potassium voltage-gated channel modifier subfamily S member 1 (gene KCNS1). Gene Ontology annotation, molecular function: delayed rectifier potassium channel activity; protein binding. Gene Ontology annotation, cellular component: voltage-gated potassium channel complex; membrane. The record is from RefSeq and is a predicted model, not a curated record. Gene Ontology annotation, biological process: protein homooligomerization; potassium ion transmembrane transport; regulation of delayed rectifier potassium channel activity. The transcript has 3 exons. NCBI's taxonomy places the organism in Eukaryota, Metazoa, Chordata, Aves, Passeriformes, Corvidae. Bases 1157 to 2578 code for a protein of 473 amino acids.